AAAACAGCGAUCUUAAAGACCCUUUUUCGCCCAGGUCCUCAUUUUGGAAUGGGACUUCUUUACUUAUAAUUUGUGUAAGUAUGAUAAAAGUGGCUACUUCGACGUACUGCUUCUGCUGCACCUGGGUCGUAUAACGCUGUACCAAACACAGUAGGACACUCUAGAUACGAGUACCAACAAGAUCAUGCGCGAAUUCGUCGAGGCCUGCCUGGCGCAGGCCCGCGUGGAUGCGGAAGAGAUGCGGCCGCGCAACUUGCUCAGAAAGGGUCGAUCCCGGGGCGAACGCAUCUACAUGCGGGUUGUGGGCCUGUGCGAGACCUCACUUCGCGGGUUUUUGGUGAAACUACCCCUGUUCCUGCUGGAGAGGAUACCGCACGCCGCCUCGCUCUGCUCCAUUGGGUAUCUGUACGUGUUUGCGCAGUGCACGGGGAUGGCGUGGAUGCUGCUGCUGCAUUUUGCUUCGGUGUUGACCCAGGCGUUCGCUCGCUGUCUAAAGGACAGCUCGGCGAGCUGUUUGCGACCGCCGGAACACAUAGAAGCUUCAACACAAACAGCCGGAUCAGCAGCGAGCUCAAUUUUCUCGGCAUCAGUGCAGAGUGGUGGAGAAAGGGAAAAGGGGACAACGACUAGCAAGUCCCCAGCAGACAUUUCGAUCAUUGAGCCAUGGAACUUCAACACACCAUCAACGGAGACUUUGAUCGUCUUCUACCUGUACUAUGCCAUGGGCCGCAUGCUGAUCUUCGUGGUCUACGGACUGUACACCAUUGGCUGGGAGUCCUUUCACGACUUCCCCACCGUGCGGAAGACGUAUCCCACAGAAAAAAGCCGGCAGGGCAUAUUUGUAAUGCAAAAAUAAAAACACAGAAAAACCUGUCAUGGGCGGCCUCAUAGCGUGCUGUUUAGGAUACGCAAUACAGAUGUUUUUGUGUAUUUAUUUUUGCAUUACAAAUGUGAAUGUCUAGAAAAAAAAAAUCCAAUAGAAAUUCUCCCCCGCCCCAAUAGAAAUUCUCCAUAUAGAGAAUCUCCCGCGUCGAGUCUUUCGGUUCCCGCUUUGUCUUCGAUUGCGUUUGAUCUUCGCCUUCGCCUGGCGCAAAAGCUGUUGACCUUCCUCUGGCGCAAAAGCUGGCCGACUUUUUCAAAGUGCUCUUCUUGUUCCGUGCCCAUGGACGGGUAAAAAAGUUCCUGUGCAUGUUUCGGCCUCGGGGGGUUCAGGUUUUUCGGGAAAGAAAGAAUAACUCUGCAACGACCUGGCGGCCGGCGUAGGGGAAAUAAAGAAUAUUCCCGCACAGUGCGCGCGCGCGGGCUUCUUUUUGAGCGGCCGGACGCUCUUGCUCGCCUAUGCGCGGCAUCUGGGUGGCGGCGUGGCGGAAAUGAAAAAAAUUUCUGCGCACUGCGUGGGCGCGGGCUUUUUCUUGUGAGCAGCCGGAGGCCCCUUAUCGCCGGCCCGCGCGCCACAUCGGUCUUGCGGCGUGCCGGUAUCGGAAAAUAAAAAUGCGCGCCGUCGCCCGCGCGCCGCGCUUUGUAGCGAUGUGGGAUCGAAGUCUAAAAAUUUUCGCGCGCUGCGCGCUUGCGAGUUUGCUUUUCUGAACGGCCGCGCACUCCCGCCGCCCGCGCGCCGCGUAUGGUGGCGAUUUGGGAUCGAAUUCAAAAAAUUUUCGCGCGCGGCGCGCGCGCGAGUUUUUUUCUCUGAGCGGCCGCGCACCCCAGUCGCCCCCUUCGCGCGCCGCGCUCGGUGGUCAUGCAUGCGGAAUCGAAUUCGAAAAAUUUCCGCGCGCGGCGCGCGCGCGAGUUUCUCUCCCUGAGCGGCCGCGCACCCCCGUCGCCCGCGCUUUGGCGAUGCGGAGUCGAAUCGAAAAAAUUUUCGCGCGCUGCGCGCGCGUAAGUUUUUUUCCCUGAGCGGCCGGGCACCCCCAUCGCCCGCGCGCUGUGUUUGCUUGCUUGGUGGCGGGGCGUGGGAUCGAAUUCCAAAAAAAUUUGCGCGCUGCGUGCGCCCGAAUUUUUUUCCCCGAGCGGACGCGCACCCCCGUCGCCCGCGCGCCGUGCUUGGUGGCGAUGGGUGUCUGUCGGGUCGAAUUCAAAAAAUUUUCGCGCGCCGCGCGCGCGCGAGUUUUUUCUCUGAGCGGCCGCGCAUCCCGAUCCCGGUCGCCUCCCUGCGCGCCGCGCAUGGUGGCGAUGGGUGUGCGGUCGAAUUCAAAAAAAUUGUGCGCGCUGCGCGCGCGCGAUUUUUUUUCCCUGGGCGGCCGCGCAUCCCCAUCGCGUGCGCGCCGCGCUUGGUGUCGAUAGAUGUGGAGGCGAAUUCAAAAAAUUUUCCCGCGCUGCGCGCGCGCGAGUUUUUCUCCUUGGCCGGUCGCGUAUGUCCGUCGCCCGCGCUUCGCGCUUCGUGGCGAUAGAUGUGGAGGCCAAUGCAAAAAAUUUUCGCGCGCCGCGCGCGCGAGAGUUUUUUUCCUUGGCAGGUCGCGCAUUUCCGUCGACCGCGCUUCGCGCCUGGUGGCGAUGUGGGAUCGAAUUAAAAAAAUUUUGCGCGUGGCGCGCGCGUUUCUUCUUCUACUGGGCGGCCGCGCACUCCUUUGCGCGCGCCACACAUGGUGGCGCGUUUGCUGGGAUUCAAAAAAAGUUUCGCGCGUUGCUGUCGCGCGCGCGGGUUGUGGGGGGAAUGGGUUAAAUUCUUUCGCGCGGGGUGCGGCUGCGUCGUGGUUGGGUCGGUGGAAUGGGAUAAAUUCUCCUGCGCUGCGCGCCUGGAGUUCGUUUUUUCGAGCAGGCGGCGCGCGCUCCUUUUCGUGCGCCGCGGCUCUCGGCGUUGGUUGCGGGAAUGAAAAAAAAAACUCCUCACGCUCCGCCCGCCUAGGCUUUUUCUUUCGUGCGCCCUUUUCCCGCGUGCCGCACCUAGAUGGCGGCGGACCGGCGUUGUGGGGGCCCAAAAAAGUUUCGCCCUCUUUCGGGCAGGCGCGCGGACGUUCUCGUGUGUCGUGCCUGGCGCCGCAAAGUGGGCCGAUCAAAGAUUUUCGAGGAGCGCCGCGCGCGCCUACAUUAUCGCGCGUCACACCUAGUCGGUGUGGCCGUGCGUCGCGAAGAUAAUCUUCCGGGCUGCCGCUAGACGGCCUGGGCUGCGUACCUGUAGCCUUCCUGGGCAGGCUGCCCCUAGCAUGAUUGGGCUACCUCUGGCCUGCCGGGGCUGCCUAGCGAAGCCCGGCUUGCGGGUCUGCCGAGCAACAAAAGCCGAUCUUGCUGGGCUGCCAGCCUUACGCACCUAGCAGAGCCUGGCCUGCUGGGCUGCCUGCCUAGGCUAGUUGCUAGGGCUGUCAGCCUAGCCGAGCACAGCCUGGCGCGCUAGGGCUGCUGGCCUAGCGAGGCACAGCCUGGCUUUGCUUGGGCUGGCAGCCUAGCAAAGCCUGGGUUGCUGGCUGGCAGCCAUCUUAGAUAGAGAGUCUCCAUCUGAGAUAGAGAAUCUCUAUCUCAGAUGGAGAGUCUCUAUUUCGGAUGGAGAGUCUCUAUUUCGGAUGGAGAGUCUCUAUUUCGGCUUCGCCACUGGUGGAGAAGCUGCUGAAAUAUAAGAAAAACACAUGGGAAAACAGUAAGAAACAGAAAAAGAAAAAAAAGAAAGAAAAAAGAAUACAGAUACUCUAUCUCUCAUGGAGAAUUUCUAUUCUCCUCCGAGAAUCUCUAUUUCAAAUAGAGACUCUCGGAGAUUUUCUAUUUCGAGAGCUGUACAAUUGACCUUCCAGCUUUUUUCUGUGGGAUAAGACGGUUUCCCUGUCCAUGCGCGAGAUCGCGGAGCGGUACACGGUAUCAAAUGUAAAAAUGUCUGGGUCUGGAAGAUUGCAAACUUGUCAUGCUAAAUCUGCAGCAUGCAAAAAUCUGUGUUGCAUGAUUAGCAAAAGUCGCCCGAUUUUGACCAAGUCGGGAGGUAGUUUCUCAUGCAGGAUAGGCAUUACAGAGGUCUCGCAGAAUCUGUCAUGCUAGGUCCGGCAUUCCAGACCUCCUGGGUCAUGGAAAAGCAGCAUGACAAAUCGCGCAUUAUUCCAGACCCAGACAUUUUUACAUUUGAUACACGGUGCGGGUGACGUGCCGGAGCCGCAGCCUGUCGCCGGCCGCGGGACUGGACAGCACGGCGACCUCCCGAACCUUCCCGCCGAACUCGUCCCACGCGAGCAGUGGUAGUCCGUUGGAAAUCGACGAGUACCCGCCAAUAGUAGACACGGAUCGACCGAGCACCGCCUCCCUGGAGUCACGGUCGACGCGGGCGAAUAGUUCCGGCGUCGGAAGCGAUACCCUGGUGUCCUCGCACAAGAUUGUGGACGAAUUCGACCGGAGUGGGACCACCACGGCCACCGCGAUAAGCGCGGUGACGGGAAAGGCCGCGCGGGUAGUAGAACUGAGCCCGAGAGAGAGCCAACUGCGGUCGGGCAGCAGUGUGACAGAGGAAACAGCGGGGCUCCGCCAGCGCCAUCCGCAGAACGUUCGCAGCCACAACUCGUCCGCCAGUCAGAUUGAUGGCAGAAGUGCGGGCGAUCGCGACAACAGGUCGGAUAUAUUGAAGGAUGGGCUGGAGAUUGUGGAUCAUGGAACUGUCCACAUGAAGGGCCCCACUACGCGGAGCCGCAGUAUCCAGAGCGAGGUGUCGACCGAAGGUGAGGAGCCUAUGACUCCAAAUACGGAACAAGGGGCCAAUGGCGCGGGAAACAAUGCAUUUUUCUCGUCAGAAGACGAGGAGCGAGCGAGGUUACGCCGGGAGAAGAAAAAAACCGGGGGUCGACGCGCGCUGCUGAUACUUCCGCUUGUCUGGCUCUUCGUUUUGUGCGGCUGGCUCGCGGUCAGCAGCUUCUACUUCGACUUCACAGAGGGGUUAUCUUCAGCAGAUAUGAGGAACAGCAGCAGUAGCACGCUGUCCAUGUCGGAGAGUAUCAUGCGACCCACGGGGCGCCUCCACCGGUGCUUCCUGUUCCUGAUGCUACUCUCGCUCGUCCAGUGGGCGGCGCAGUACCUGUUUCUGUUUCCAAAUCUCUUUUCCGCUUUGCUCCUCACGCCGCGCAGCACGGCUUUGUUUGGGUUCUACUUCCUCUUUUCCAUCAUUGGCGGGGCGAGGCUAGUGUCCUGGUUCCUGUUUCCGCAGGGGAAGCAAACGAAAAUGUUUUUCGGGGUCAUCCCACACCACUUGCUGGAUGUGGUGCUCGUGAUGGCGUGGAUGGGCUGGAUGAUGUGCACGUUGUUGCACUUGUUCGGUUCGCGGACGGCUUUCAAGCAGACCGGGUUUUUCAAGGAGCGGUUCAACGACGACCAGCUGUGGCGCAACCACAUCGCGAUUUUCAAAGUGACCUACAUCGUCCCCUUGAUUCUCCACUUCUUCCGGGGAUCGCUCUUCUCCUCGCAUUUGGGAAUUCGGCACGCGAUGAACGACUCGCUGAUCAUCAUGGUGAUGUACCCGCUGCUGCUGUUGUUGAUUUGGACCGCGACGUUUCUGCUCGUCGCGGCCCUCCGCCGCGGCCGGCGCAUCGGCAUGCUGCAGCUCGCCACAAUGGUGCCGCUCUGGUUCGUCAGUCAGUACGUCUGCUGGCGCUACUUGCAGCUGGAGUCGAAGUCAGCGAUUUGUCUGGUCUGGGCGCAUGGUGUGAGGCAGAGCUUACGGUUGUUCUCGCGAAAGACGCCCGCGUGGCUGGCCGCGGUGACGAGGGAUUUUUUCGCGCAGAUAGAUGCACUGCUAGGAAGGGAGCCGAAUGUGGUUGACAGGAACAAUACUAAGAAGCUGUCCGCCGCUGCGUCGCCCACCUCCCCUGGCGUUUCGACGUUGUCAAAAUCGAACCACGGUACUGCUACCGCGACGCCAAUCUCCGCCGUCAAAGAUGAGCCGGGGUUCGCUAGUAGCAAGCGCCGGGCGCGCAUGUCCUCGCCGUCUCCGGAGAGUCCGAUUUCAAAAAUCAGUGUGGGCUUCGCGAUGGGCAGCGCGGGAGAUCCGCACGGGGAGCGGGACGAGGAGAACGAGAAAAAUCCGAUUAUGAAGAAACCCAGACAGUCCAUGCAGUACGUCAUCGACGGGUACGGAAAGAUGCUUUUAGUUUUGUCGGUGGUGUACCUCGGCACCUGUCUGUUCCUCGCUUUCGUCGGCGAGAUGCAGCGAAUCUACAACAUUCUCCCCAUGACGAUCUCGAUGCACACGAGCGCAUCGGACAUCAUCUCGUUUGAAGCGAACCAAAGGGGUGCGGCGGAGAACGGUGAACAGGAAGCCACUAGUUUGGCGGCAGGCGAGAGCGAUAAAGUAGACACUAGCCUUUCUGGCGAACAAACAAGCGUCACACUACUCCCAGACCCGAACUUCGUUUCUGUGAGCCACGUCGUGAGCCACUUGCAGGUGAAACUCGCAGACGCGAAAAAGCAGAAAAGUUCCAAUUGGGUCGGCGGCUUGCUAGCUUCCAUCACCGGCGGGGAUAAAGAACAAGCAGCGGUUUCUCUUUCCGGUGCAUCUUCGACAGCUCAAAGUACUGGGAAAAAUCAUCUCGGGGACCAGCAAGCGCAACCGCCGGACGGGAAGAGACCGGACGAGGAUGGCAGCGAGGUAGAGUCAGAAGACGUAAAUGUCCUCUCUUCCACCUCGGCUGAACCUGGUAACGAAUUCCGGAGCCGGAACCCGUUUUGGACGGUACCCAAGUACGCCGCCUGCGGCCAGCUCUACCACGGGCUGACGCUGCUGGAUUGGGCGCUGGUGGCGGAGAGCGUGUACCUCGAGUCGAAAGAGGAAAGGGAAUAUUUUCUGGAGAAAGUGGUUUUUCCGAAUUCCUGGUACGAAAAGGACUUGUCGCAGCGGCCCCAGGUGCGCACGCACUCGUUCUCGAAGCACGGCAGUGCCGCAUACAUGGAGAUUUUCUUUCCGGAGCAGGACAUGACCGUGGUCGCGAUUAAAGGUAAGUAACUAAAAGGGUCGAUGUUGAGAUUUCGAGAUCUACAAGUAAUUGAUUUGGGAUGCAAUUAAGUUGUAGUUGUACACGGUAGUUAGAGUUACUUAUUCGUUCUUCGGUUUUCAACGCAGUGAAGAUCAUCACCACAUCACAGGUACCGACCCGCUGAAGUUGCUCGAUUUCCUCGAGGACCUGCGGAUGUGGCGCGAUGCGGUGGUGGUCAGUUUGCUCGCAAACCUAUUUCCCGCCGUUCGCGCCUGGCCAAAGGCGACGACCGAGAUGGUGAUUCGGUUCCAGCACGAGUUUCUAGAGAAUUUAGGCCUGGUCGAAUCUCACUGGGCAUUCGACGAGUUGCUGCACAAGUACGGCGGCAGUGAAACGGUACUAGUACAACCUACCGGGAUCACAGAAUUGCAGAACAUCAAGUCGGAAAAUGGUGUUUCCACGGCCUCGGCCGCGGCGAGUCCUGCCCCGCUUGAUGCAGAUGCUGCAGAGCCACCACCGCAAGAAAAAGAAUUAUCCGACGAGAAUCCUCCUGCACCGAAGCCGUCAAAAACCGUGUUUGUGGGGCACAGCAUGGGCGGAGGUAUUGCCAGCAUUCUCGGGUUAUCAAAUGCAAAAAUGUCUGGGUCUGGAAGAAUGCAAGUUUGUCAUGCUUGUCUGGCAUGACUCGAGGUCGAGAAUGUGUGUUGCAUAGGCACGAAAAAGCCCUCUUACCUGUCAUGCAAAAACGCAGUUUGCCAUGCGGAAUACGUAAGACAUGGUAGCCAAAAAAUUUGUCAUGCAUAGCUGCGUAUUGCAGUGCGUCUACCAUUCAUUUUUAGCAUUACAAGUUUCCUGACCCAGACAUUUUUGCAUUUGAUACAGGUUUCUUAACCACGCACCGGUAGUCGCUUUCCAGCCGCCCGGUGUGUACCACUCGAUCGCGAAAUUUCAGCAGGUAAAGCGGGACAUGAAGGCGUAUGACUUUGUGCACCACGAAACUCUGAACAUUCUGGUGGAAGACGACUGGAUCAACAACGUGUUUGACGAGCACGGCGGUUUGUUGCAGCAAAUCGGGUGCGAUUACCCCAAUCGCAGCAUGUACCUGAGCUGUCACCUGCUCGAGUCGGUAAUCAACCACUUGUACAAGAGCUGCGGAGAGGACAGAGCGGACGACCUGGUGGAAAUGGUCGAAGAGAAAAUAGUUAAACCCGCGGGAGCAGGUAGUGCUGCCGCGUCUACCUCCACCAGCAAAGAGGCCGGCGUGACGAGGACCACAAAGGUAGAACGGCGCAUCAGCAAGAAGCCGAAGCGGUUCGACUAUGUGGAGUGGAAGUUUGAGGUGCUGACGCAAAGCACUUGGGACACGAUUUCCGAGGAGGUUUCGACCUAUGUAAGAUCGUCCACCUUCUACAGCUACUUUGUCGCGCUGUCCUCGUUCCGCUACACGGCCGCCUGUCUGGCGCUCGUCGCGGUGGUGCGGUUAUUGUGAUGAAAAUUAACACGAGGAGAUUUGAUUCCGAAACGCAACAUGAUCCAGAUCUGCUGGCUCGCUGCAGGAGCACUAGUCUUAGUCGAAUCUUCCUUCUGAGGAAAGUUGCGCUGCUAGAGUGAAAAUCGAUGCUGGCGUGUUCCAUAUUGAUUUAC
Molecule: messenger RNA, 8516 nt
Organism: Amoebophrya sp. A120
Lineage: Eukaryota; Dinophyceae; Syndiniales; Amoebophryaceae
Source: the annotation of a GenBank genome assembly